Molecule: messenger RNA, 597 nt
Organism: Meyerozyma guilliermondii ATCC 6260
Lineage: Eukaryota; Fungi; Ascomycota; Pichiomycetes; Serinales; Debaryomycetaceae
Exons: 1
Coding region: 1-597 (198 amino acids)
Source: RefSeq, a predicted model, not a curated record
AUGGAAGACUUAGAAAAAGAGCUUUCUGCACAAGAAGCAGCGCUCUCAAGGGACCGGGAAAUAGAAAGGGUACUUUCUUGUGCCUCUGGCGACCAUUUUGCAGUGUUGGAUAUAUGGCCCGGCGAAGACGGUAAGAAAGCAUACCGACGUAAAACUAUACUAAUUCACCCCGACAAGACGGAUAACCCACAAGCACCAGAAGCCUUUGACAGACUCAAAAAGGCAGAAAGAGUUGUCAAUGCAAUUAAAGAGAACGACGAAGAAUUCUAUUUGGAGCGCGAGAGACUCGAAAGCAUCUAUAAACAUGUGGGCUUUGACAAUAGCAAACCAGAAACCAGGCUGGUAGCCACCAGAGACGAAGCAGCCAAGGUUCUCAAGCGAGAAAAAGCAAAACUUGAAACUGACCAAAGUAUCGAAAGGUAUCAGCAAGAACAAGAGAACAAGCGUCAGAUGGAACUUCAGAAACAACGAUUGGCCAAGAGAAAACAAGAUUCCGUAUGGGAAGACCAGCGAGAUACUCGAGUUCAGAACUGGCGUAAUUACGUGCAUAAAGUCGACAAGAAGACCAAAAAGAAGAAGAAAAAGGUAUUGGCAUAA